AAACGUUGGGAUUGGUAGGUUAAGAAGUGGUAGGAAAAUUGGGAACUGGCGUGGUGGGAAGCAGUUGAUGAUGGCCGCCUGACAUUUGAGCAGUUUUUUGAUAAUUUCAUUUCGUUGAAAGUACGUCCAUGAGGCACGUUAUUCGCAUGCAUCAAUGAAACGAUAACUUGGUUACGAUUUAUUGAGGCAGGCGUUGUAUCGUUGAGGGGAAGAAGCUUGCUGCAAUUUGCCAAAUAUAUGUACGAAGGGUUGAAGGGAGGCUUUAUAAAUUUUGACAAAAUGAUUAAAACAGGAGAAGAUAGCGAAAACCAUGUUAUGUAUCAAAUAGUGGAAUUCAAAGGACAAGAAGACAAAUAUUCAGCUGAAUUAUUCACCAAUAACAUUACAGUCAUUCCUUCACCAGGAGGACACAAUCAUGGUAGUUCAAAGGUGAAGUUAAAAAAUGUUGUAGAUUUUACAUGGGCGCAUAACUUUUACCUAGGCCAAUUAUUAGCUGUUCACAUGUCAGGCAAAUAUUUUGCUUAUGGUAUAAAAGUCGGUAACGGAGGUGGUAUGGUCAGAGUUGUAUAUAAAGAACUAGAACAAAGAGCUCUAUUAAGAGGAAUGCGAGCUGCUAUACAAGAUCUGGCUUUUGCAUAUGUCUCAAAUGCAAUUUUAGCCUGUGUUGAUUAUCUGGGAAAUCUCUUCAUACACUCCAUUGAAUCGACACCAUCCGAAUUGUUAUGUAGUUUGUUACUACAAGUUGACGCAGAAGAUGUAUCUGUUACGAGUCAUCGUGUGAUAUGGUGCCCAUAUAUUCCUGAAGAAGUUCCAUCAGAUGGGGAUGAUAUUUCAAAGCUUUUAGUUCUAACUCGAGGUUCGAAAGUAGAGUUGUGGUCAGUCAAUACUGUUUCGUCAAGAUUCAGAUCAAUAGAGGCAAAUGACCCAGCUGUAAAGGAAAACGGCGGAAUGGUGGAAAUUGAUCAACAUUCAGACACAAUUGUAGAAGCAACAUUCAGCCCGGAUGGCACAGCUUUAGCUACUGCUAGUUUUGAUGGAGAAGUGAAAUUCUUUCAAGUAUACUUGCAUAGUAAUCCUCAUCCUAAUCAAAUACAACCACGUUGUUUACAUCAGUGGAGACCGCACGAUGGAAGACCUAUUUCGUGCUUAUUCUUCUUAGAUGAUCAUAAAACCUACCAUCCUGAUGUUCAGUUUUGGAGGUUCGCCAUAACUGGAUGCGACAAUAACACAGAAUUAAAAGUUUGGUCCUGUGAAUUGUGGUCUUGUUUACAAACGAUUACGUUUGCUCCGACACCUUCUACUGGUAAAUUACCAGUACUAAAAGCAGGUUUAGAUCUUAGCGCUGGCUAUCUCUUAUUAUCAGAUAUAUACAAUAAAGUUUUAUAUAUAUUAAGUAUAACAAAAGAUAAUGGGGAAGCGUUAGCAUCAGUGAAUACGAUAUCAGAGUUCCUUCUACCAUAUCCAAUACUAAGUUUCGGAAUCAUCGACGCUGGUUUACGUAAAGUACGCCCCAAUGGCGAAUUAGAAGAUCUAAAUCCUUGUGAUGAAGAAAGCGAAGAACAACUUGUUAUCACGAUGUAUCUAGUUCAACCAAAGUCGCUACAAGAGUGUCAUAUCGCUUUUAAGCCUGCUUCGCAAAUGAGUGGCAACUGUCUGAUGGACACAUCGACGCAUAAUUCGUUGGACUAUUCCGAAGAAUUGCCAGAAAUGGGAACUGUUAAUCAUAAUGGAAUUUCAGAAGAAAAUUGUGAAGAAGAUCGUUCGUUAUCUGCCACGAUCGAAACAGCAACGAAUCAUAACACUGGCUUAAAUCUAAUGACACCUGACGCCUUCAGUUCGCCAGCAAAAAAAGAAAAUAACGAAUUAGAUUCUCGUCCUAGUAGUCCAGAAAUGGAUAAAGUGCUAUCUGCCAGUCCCUCACUUGCACAAGCAGCGCAAGCUUUAAAUGCGACCGAACCGCCAUUAGCGACGAACGAGUUAGAAGAACAAGCACCUGCUAGUAGUGGUAGCAGCCCAUCCAGAGAAGUAAGGGAAAUUUUAUCUCUUUCGAAAGAUGAAGAAGUGGAAGCAGAAACUAAGCCAGAGCCUACCGAUGAAGACUGGCUUAAUAUUCCAAUGGUAUUAUUGCAAGAUGUGAGGCAUACGAUGCAGGAUGCUGACGAACUCACGAACGAAGAAGAGAAAAGGAAGAAGGUAAAAGAGGAAUCGAAGCAGACGAAACGCACUGAGAAGAAUGCGGAAAAUAGUUGGACAGUAAACGAAUUAAAUACUCUUGAAUUGUUAAAUCAAGUGGAUUCAAUGUCUGAAGUAAUUCAAGUUCAACGAGAAGAACUAAGAAAGUUACGUAGCGAAGUAACUAGAUUAAGACAAGAAGCACCUAUUUCUACACGAGUGGAAACUGCUUUGGCCAGAGCUUCGCAACAACAAAAUGCAACUUUGGAACAAACGUUAUGUAGUCAAAUGGCUCGCCUAGAUGAGUUCGUCAACUCGCUUGAAACAACAGUGAAAGAAAAAAUUGAAACCGUACUACCAUGCGUCGUUGAGAGUACAGUAGAACCAUUGAAGCAUCAACUUAGAUUAGAUUCCAUUCGAAUGGAUGACCUUUUAAAACAAAAUUUGACAGAACUAAUUAAUAGCGCUCAUAUAAAAGAUACAAUUGCUUUGGCAACGGCAAAUGCGGCAAAACCAGCUUUGGAAGCGGCAUUUAAGGAAACCUUUACUAGCGUUCUUUUACCUGGUAUGGAAAAAGCAUGCCAAACGAUGUUUAGACAAGUACAAGACGCUUUUGCCAGAGGUACUCAUGAAUAUCUUCAAAAUGUAUACGGAUUGGCAGAUAAGCAGUAUCAAGAACGAAACGAACAACAAAGCGAAGCGUUAUCUGCACUAGUCCGUGACGAAUUACAAACAGAACUUCAUAAAGGCUUGUCUGAACUGCAAGAGGGAACAAUACGUACAGUUCGCGAUGCUAUCAGAGAGAAUUUAAAUCAACAAUUUACUGAGAUUUCAAAUGCACGAUCACGAGCUACUACUCCUGCAAUACCAGUACCUGCAGUGGCUGAUGCUCAAGCACGAGUUCUAUCUCUUCUUCAAAGAGGACAAUUAAAUGCUGCCUUCCAGCAAGCUUUAAGUGCUAGUGAUUUAAGCUUGGUAGUGCUGGUUUGUGAGAAGACAGAGCCUGCCAGAGUAUUUUCUUGUGCAGGACCUCAAGGUACAAGGUGCAUUUUGCAACAACCUGUAAUUCUUUCGCUUGUACAGCAAUUAUCGGCAGAUUUGGGACACCGUACAGAACUUAAACACAGGUGGCUUGAAGAGGCAAUAUUAAAUUUAGAUCCUAAUGAUCCGGUGACACGAGAGCAUAUUGGCACUGUGUUAAUGACUUUACAAACACAAUUGGCUACUUUUGUAGCAGCAAAUCCAAAUCAUAAUUCUGCUCGGCGUAUGAGGAUGUUAGCUAUGGCUGCACGUGCACUUUUAAGUCAACAUCCUUGACGUAAUAUGCGUAUGGAAUAGAGCACGCCUAUUGGCAUAAGGUUUUAUUUUAUACGUUCUGUUUAAAGAAAUACUUUAAUAUUUGAGAGUAGUAUUCAUGUUACUUCAGUGCUUAAGACUGGCAGUGAUUUCUCAUCGAAUGCAAAAAUAUUAUAUUGUACUUUACUAUUAACAGUGUCACUUAGCUUCCCAAAACAUUUUUUCCUAAUUUUAUUUUAUGAAUGAAAUGUAUACGUUGACGGGAUAUUUGAGAGUUUACUGAAAAAAUUAUUUUCCUAAUAUUAAACAAAUAUAUAAAUAUUGUAUAGUAAUACAAUAUAAUUAAAAGGCAUGAUAUAUGAGAUUCGUUAAAAUAAAAGCAGUAUGACUAGCUUAAGUUAAUACUUAUCAGCAUUGAUCGACAUAACAAUUUUUAUAGGACGUAAAAAAAAAGUAUUUUUAUCUAUUGAUUAUAUAUUUUAAUAGAAUUUUCUAAUAUAAUUAACUUAUACUCUCUGAUUUCGCCCAAACGUUAGCUUUGUAAUCUACAAGUAAUGCAUUUCAUAACAUGUAUAAUACACAUUAAACUUUCAUACACUAAGAUGGAAUGUGGAAGAUAUUUUAUUGCUGUUUAAGUUGUAAACUUUGACGACUCUUUUGAAAGAGGUUUCUUUUUCGUAAGUUUUGUGUAUAAAGAUGUAAAAUUAUAUUGUGAAAUAUUUCUAUUUCA
Ceratina calcarata is the source of this 4198-nucleotide messenger RNA. It is a transcript of the gene Ge-1, whose product is annotated as Enhancer of mRNA-decapping protein 4 homolog Ge-1. Gene Ontology annotation, cellular component: P-body. The record is from RefSeq and is a predicted model, not a curated record. The transcript is spliced from 9 exons. Gene Ontology annotation, molecular function: protein binding. Bases 238 to 3489 code for a protein of 1083 amino acids. Gene Ontology annotation, biological process: deadenylation-independent decapping of nuclear-transcribed mRNA. Lineage: Eukaryota; Metazoa; Arthropoda; Insecta; Hymenoptera; Apidae.